Messenger RNA from Ogataea philodendri, 432 nucleotides. RefSeq lists its product as uncharacterized. Bases 1 to 432 code for a protein of 143 amino acids. The record is from RefSeq and is a predicted model, not a curated record. Lineage: Eukaryota; Fungi; Ascomycota; Pichiomycetes; Pichiales; Pichiaceae. The transcript has a single exon.
AUGACUUUUGACGAUGUGUGGCUAUCAGACGACGAAGAAUUCAAGCCAAACACGUCAGAGAUGUACGGGUCUAUAGAAAAUGAGCCAAAGCAUGCAGAUCUGUUGUCUUUGAAGAGAAAACACGCAAAACAGGGGUACUUAGAUGGAAUCUCCAAAGCCAAAGAAGAGAGCUUGCAACAGGGAUUUGACGAUGGAUAUCCUAUUGGUGCUCGAAUAGGAGCACUGGUAGGAGAGAUUUUGGCUAGUCUGAAGCUACUGUUGGACAGCUCUAUGAUCUCUGUGAACGAUUACGAUACCGCUUUGAAAGAACUCAACAUCACCAAAGUUCUGCAACCAGAGUUUUUCGACUCAAAGUUAAACAUAGCUGGCGAAAGAACGCACCCUGCAAUCCAAAAGUGGACUGCAUUUUACGAAUCGAAAUUGGACGCCUAA